CUGGGUCCUCGUCACUCCCGUGCUGUGAGCCUUCGUGGCAGGUCCUGGCCGCGCGUUUUCCUCCGAUUUCGGCCGCCUUCAGUCGCUUUCAGUGGCGUUCUGGUCGCGCUGCUCUUUGGUCCGCCAAUUACCAAAAAUCGAGGCAUUUUUGUGAAUGAAUUUCGCGAGCGAACUAAGCGAGUGAAUGAAUGAACAAGGUGUCGAACGCGUUUACGGAGUGAUUAAAUUAAAAAGUGAAAAAUAAAAUUACUUCAAUACAAUAAAAUGUGAAAUUCAAUUUGGACCGCAACGUCAGUGAAGAGCCACAACAGCCGUCCAGGCGACAGCAAAAUAUAAGAAAUAAAAAAUAGAGCCCCGGAAAAUUCGAAGGACAUUCGCGCGGAGAAAUUGUGGCUUCGAUACAGAGGAUACAGAGGAGGCGGCAGGAGGAACUGCAUCCGUCGCUUGGCAGCCCGGCGGCGAGUCCUGGCCAAGGACAUGAAAAUGCGCUUCAUUAAUUUGGCUGGCAGCCGCGGACUGUCUGAGGGAAAUCAGCCGAAGCUGCAGCUGGAGGAACAGGACCAGGAACUGCCGGGGAAAUUGGAACAGGAACAGGAACAGUCAGCUGCAGCGACACAGCACUGAGCACUGAGCACUGAGUUGCAAUGGUGGAGGACAAUGGGUCGUCGGAAGCGGAAGGAGGCGCAGUCGCCCCCCUUUUGGCCCUCCUCCGGAUGGAGGGGCUCAAUCAGACCCAGAUCCGCUCACCCACGUCGCCUCAGCUCUUUGGCAGCUACAACAUCUCCGAGGACGUCUACCUCUACUUCAAUGGCCUGCCCACGAGCACGGAGGUCGUCCUGAAUGCCACCACCUUGAGCACACCGUCGAGUGUGGGGACAAGUGGUGGCACCACCACGCCGGAACCCGAUCUCUCCGAGUUCCUGGAGGCCCUGCCCAACGAUCGUGUGGGUCUGCUGGCCUUCCUCUUCCUGUUCUCCUUCGCCACCGUCUUUGGCAACUCCCUGGUCAUCUUGGCCGUCAUCCGGGAGCGAUACUUGCACACGGCCACCAACUAUUUCAUCACCAGCUUGGCAGUGGCCGACUGCCUGGUGGGUCUCGUGGUGAUGCCCUUCUCAGCGCUCUAUGAGGUCCUGGAGAACACCUGGUUCUUUGGCACGGAUUGGUGCGAUAUCUGGCGAUCCCUGGAUGUGCUUUUCAGCACCGCCUCCAUACUGAAUCUCUGCGUGAUCUCGCUGGAUCGUUACUGGGCCAUAACGGAUCCCUUUAGCUAUCCCAUGAGGAUGACGGUUAAGAGGGCCGCCGGUCUGAUAGCCGCCGUGUGGAUCUGCUCCAGUGCCAUCAGUUUUCCGGCCAUCGUUUGGUGGCGGGCGGCGAGGGAUGGCGAAAUGCCGGCCUAUAAGUGCACCUUCACCGAGCACUUGGGUUACCUGGUCUUCUCCUCAACGAUAUCCUUCUACCUGCCGCUGCUGGUGAUGGUCUUUACCUAUUGUAGGAUUUACAGGGCGGCUGUCAUACAAACGAGGUCCUUGAAGAUUGGGACCAAACAGGUGCUGAUGGCCUCUGGGGAACUGCAGCUCACAUUGCGUAUACAUCGUGGUGGCACCACCAGGGAUCAAGCGAAUCAGGUUUCUGGAGGAGGAGGAGGUGGUGGUGGUGGAAGCGGUGGUGGUGGAGGAUCCAUGAGCCACUCGCACUCCCAUUCGCACCACCAUCAUCACAAUCAUGGAGGUGGAACCACGACCUCCACGCCCGAGGAACCCGAUGAUGAGCCCCUAUCCGCUCUGCACAACAAUGGAUUGGCCCGCCAUCGACACAUGGGCAAGAACUUCUCGCUGUCCAGGAAACUGGCCAAGUUCGCCAAGGAGAAGAAGGCGGCCAAGACGCUGGGCAUCGUGAUGGGCGUGUUCAUCAUCUGCUGGCUGCCCUUCUUCGUGGUCAACCUGCUGUCCGGGUUCUGCGUCGAGUGCAUCGAGCACGAGGAGAUCGUCUCGGCAAUCGUCACCUGGCUCGGUUGGAUCAACUCCUGCAUGAAUCCUGUGAUCUACGCCUGCUGGAGCAGGGACUUCCGCAGGGCCUUUGUGCGACUGCUGUGCAUGUGCUGUCCUCGGAAGAUUCGCCGCAAGUACCAGCCCACGAUGCGUUCAAAGUCGCAGUGCCACGUGGCCGCUGCAAUGGUGGCCGCCUCCACCUCCUUCGGCUACCACUCGGUGAACCAGAUCGACAGGACUCUCAUGUGACGACAGCUGAGCAGUUGCAGCACCUGCAGCGGUGGCAGCAACUGCGGCGGAUCCCGGUCCGCCCACCACCAGCACCACUCCUCCGGCACCGCCACGCCCUCGUCCUCGCAGCGAUCCUGCACCAGAUGCCAGAGCUUCCAUCGCCACCACCAUCGCUCCCGGCGCCGCAGCUCGGGGAUGCAGUUGCGCGGCGACUACAACUCCACCACGGCGGUCAAUAGUGCGCUGGCCAAGACAAUAGUGACGAUCAGUGCUCCUCCGGUGGCGGCUGCCUCGGCCAGUUCGCUGCAUUUGGGAGCCGGAGGACGACCCACAUCGGUGUCCACCCUGACAAUCGCCUCGGUGCCACCCACAUUGAGUGGGGCAGGUGGGUCGGUGAGUGGGGCUACUUCUCCCCUGGCCCCCAGCCUGAAGGCCUUGACCCCGGGACCCUCGAACUCAUCGGGUCACCAUGUGUCCUUCAUGCCCAUGACGGGCAUGAAACGUUUGCGCAGCUCCAAUGCCUCCCUGGGCUCGCCAAAUGGCAUCAUUAGCACCGUUGGCGGAGCGGACACCACCUCGGCCCCAUCGCUCAUCGAUGCCGGCGAGGAUCAGGUGCAGAUGAGGACGAAUCACCACAGGAUCCUGGAGCAGUGCCACAGUGUCCAGAGCCAGAUAACCACCUUGGGCGACGUGGAGGACGACGAGGAGGUGAGCGACAGCGAGAGCGAGAGCAUCGGACUCGCCCUGGUGGAGACCACGCCCCAGCUGGAGAGCCAGCCGGUGGAGGUGUCCAGUUCCUCCAGCUCCUCGGUCAAGUAAACUCAGCCCCAGAAACGCAGAUACAAAUCCCAGACAUUAGUGUUAAGAUUCAAACAUAUAGGUGUGUUUAUCAGGAAAAGUCGAUAGAAAAUACUGGGAAAGGAAAAAGUUUUGGACCCUUCUAAGCCAUUUUUGCUGUAUAUUCAAUCAUUUCUUAAGGUUUCAUUAAGGAUCCAGAACCAAGCUAAGAUCAUUUUUGUACUAUACUAAGAAAAAUAUCAUUUAAAAUACUCAUAAUACUACUUGUUAUUAAAUUAUAUACUUUAUCUUUAUUGCUAGAUUGUUAAAAUAAGCUGUUAAAAAUGUAAAAAUAAUAUUUUUUUGGACCUACCUAUACAAUUAACUAUUAAUUAUUUUGUUAAAUUAUAAAAUCUAAUAUUAUCGCUUUACCAAUAUUAAGUUUCACUCGAAAUGGCUUAGGAGUGUCCAUUAUUUUGCCUCCCUGUAAAUCGACCCAUCCGAAGUGUGUACAUAGCAAUCUAGUCUCGCCUAGUCACUCAUUAGCUUAUUGAUCGGUGAUAGAACACUAUGCAACAAGGAACCCCUUCUUUAUCGCCCCCUAAUUAGUACUGGGUUUCAGUUUCAGCCGGAGGCGGUGGUUGCAUAGUGGGAAUUAGUGUUACUGUUAGCUGUCAUAUCUUAGAUCUUCCAUUAUGUAGAUGUAUUCCGCUCUGUAAAUGUCUCAAACGUCUAGCAAUUGAAUUGAAAGCUACGUCUUCAACCUGUCCAAGUACCUGACUAUCUCUCUCGAACCCAAUAAAUUUGCGAAACUGUAUAUAGCUUAUCUUUGACUACUCCUAUCUCGCUCAAACUAGCUUUCUGUUACUCGAUACUUGUUUGUUAUUAACUGAAAUUAACUCUACGGGUGCAAUAUGAAUUUAUACCAACUAAACAUAGCCUCAGUAAGGACUCGAACAAUCAGGCAAACAGGCUUCAAAACCAGUUCGUAGUAGAUUCAAGUACAAAAUCACUGAAGGAGCACUGGCAAAUUGUUUAGAUAAUUACCCUUGGCCCAUUCUUCAUUGCGUUCUUUGAACUUUAUAGCAAUACACAUAGAGUGAAUGUUAAAUGUGCUUCACACACAGCCAAAACUUGCAGAAUUGAUUGUGGCAGCUUAAUGAAUUAAUCCUUCAAAGGGUUUCGACCCAUUCUGUAAUAUUACAUGUAUGCUUACGAUGGCUAAGCUCAUCCGAUUCCGAUUUUGCAAUAAUUAAUGUGUGCAAUUAGAAUUGAUUUUCCCCGCCCACAAGGUCCUGAAAAGCAGGAAAUAAAUUGAGGACACGAAUGAGAUUUUGGGUGGAGCAAAAACUGUUGAGAAAAACUAAUAACAAUGGCGAGACGUCAGUUUAGUGGAUGAGUAGGAACAAAUCAUGGGGCGUCCUGUGGGGAGAACGGAAAAAUGUUGCUCAUUGUUUUCAAAACAAACAAAGCGAAAUGGAAAAUGAUGGAAAGGCAAGUCGAGAUGGAAAACAAAGGCAGCGGGAAAAGCAAACAAAUGGCAAUUAUUAAUAUUGAAUAUGGUAGCGCAUAAGUGACAUACAUAGCUCAUAGAGUCCUCGUUGUGUCUGUGUAUCGGUGUGCAUGCAUGUCUAGUCCUAAGUGUACAUGUAAAUGCAUUAUCCUUAAGCAUUAUAUUUAAGCUCCCGAGCAGGAUUGGCAAGAAAGCAAAAAUAAGCAAAAGAACAAGAACCGAAAGACAAACUCAAUUGAUUGCCACGCAUCUUAGGCUAAGCUGCAAACGGCAAAACUUAGAUUUAUAUAUUGAGUGUACUAUACUGUAACUGUAACUACCAUAUACAACUACGCAAGGAGAUUAAAA
This is a messenger RNA of Drosophila subpulchrella, 4857 nucleotides long. RefSeq names its product dopamine receptor 2 (gene Dop1R2). Lineage: Eukaryota; Metazoa; Arthropoda; Insecta; Diptera; Drosophilidae. Gene Ontology annotation, biological process: adenylate cyclase-activating adrenergic receptor signaling pathway. Gene Ontology annotation, molecular function: G protein-coupled receptor activity. The transcript is spliced from 5 exons. The record is from RefSeq and is a predicted model, not a curated record. Gene Ontology annotation, cellular component: membrane.